Messenger RNA from Anopheles funestus (African malaria mosquito), 2062 nucleotides. RefSeq names its product splicing factor 3A subunit 3 (gene noi). Gene Ontology annotation, cellular component: nucleus; spliceosomal complex. The transcript is spliced from 2 exons. The record is from RefSeq and is a predicted model, not a curated record. Gene Ontology annotation, biological process: mRNA splicing, via spliceosome. Bases 191 to 1645 code for a protein of 484 amino acids. Gene Ontology annotation, molecular function: RNA binding; zinc ion binding. Lineage: Eukaryota; Metazoa; Arthropoda; Insecta; Diptera; Culicidae.
UCGAUGUGCGUGUUCAAUUCUUGACCAUCUGUCAGAAAGUUUUGUUUUUUCUCAUCUACCGGAGCGUUUUCAACAAGAUCAAUUUCCUAUUCGUUCGUGGGUUUUAUCCCGUGUUUUGUGCGUGAUUUUCAUUCCAUUGUUUUCUUCUCCAUCGGCAUCGUUCGGCAGAAGCUGAAGAAGAUAAACCAAAAUGGAAACUAUCUUUGAAAUACAGCGCCGUUUGCAUGAAGAGUGUGACCGCUUGGUGAUGGCCAUGUCGGAGGAGUUGAUGAUUCCAAAGAAGACGACGAAGGAGAAAGUGCUUGCAGAUCACCGAAUAAAAAUCUAUCUUGAAAGGUACCAAACUUGCUCCAAGUCAUUGUUGGAACUGUACCAAGACAAGGAUGGCGAGCGGAAGCAGGAAAUCACAAAUAUGAGCGUGAACGAGUUUAAAGAGUUUUACAGUCAAUUCAACGGGCUGAUUGAGUUCCAUUCCAACCAUGGUAACAAUGUGGCAGUGCCUGCCUCAAUCGAGUUCGACAAGCUGAAGGAGCAAUUGAACGACCCGGCAUAUUUGGCUGAGGUGGUGAAAUUCAGUGACGUUGAAAACUACGGCCAGUAUCUCGAUCUGCACGAAUGCUACGAUAACUUCGUGAAUCUGAAGGGCAUUGACAAGAUCGACUACAUUACGUACCUGUCGGAGUUCAACAAGUUUGCCGACCUGCCACGCAAGCAGAAGAACCUGAAGUACAAAGGCUACCUGCAGCUGCUCCACGAUUAUCUGUUUUCGUUCAUCACCCGCAGCAGACCGCUGUUCUUCGAGCUGGAGCAUACGGUCAAGCGGAACGAGCUUCAGUUUGAAGAUAUGUGGAAAAAUGGUAUCGUGCCGGGGUGGGAAAAGGUGCGCGACGUAGAUGACGAUGCGCUGAUCAAGUUGGACGAUUUCGAGCGAUGGGAAGAUCUAAAAUAUCUCGGAUUAGAUCGACUCAAGGCCGCUCUGCAGGCACUGGGGAUGAAAUGUGGCGGCACUCUAGAAGACCGUGCAAAGCGCUUAUUCGCCUCGAAGGACGACAAAAAUCAAGACAACGAAAGUAAGCGGCUGAUGAACCUGAACAAGGAGAAAGAUAUCGCGAUGCUGGAGUUUAAGAUAGCGAAGCUGGCGGAACUGGUCGACGAUCAGAUUUACGAGACGAAAAUCAACUUGCAGCGCAAACAAGCCCGCUACACGCUGGACGAAAGCGAUGAGGAUAGCAUGGACGAAGUGGAAUCGGACGAUGACGAUGGCAUACCGUACAAUCCAAAGAACCUACCGCUUGGAUACGACGGCAAACCGAUCCCGUACUGGUUGUACAAGCUGCACCAGCUACACUUUACGUACGAGUGUGAAAUCUGCGGCAACUACAAGUACAACGGUCCGAAAGCGUUCCAGAACCACUUCUCGGAGUGGCGGCACGCGCACGGUAUGCGUUGUCUGGGCAUCCCGAACACGGCCCACUUUGCCAACAUUACCAAGAUCGAGGAUGCGCUAGUCCUGUGGGAUAAGGUGAAGGAGCAAACAUUUUCCAAGAUGUGGGUACCGGCAAACGAGGAAGAGUUCGAAGAUUCGCGCGGAAACAUUCUCAGCAAGAAGGUGUACCUUGAUCUGCAAAAGCAGGGACUGCUGUAGAAAUGGAUACACCUACGGGACGUCAGCAAAAUUGGAACGGAAGAAAAAUGGUAUAAAAACACUUAUCUCUUCGCCUCCGUUUGGCGCCAGCGGAAUGAUCCAAUCGUGUGUAAUCCAAGCACGGUGUUUACGUUUACCACUGCCGAGUUUCGUAAUUUGCAUCCAAAGGUUGUUCUCUGCUGUGUUUGCAAACAUGAAAGCGCGGCAUUUGCAUACGCCAGGCAGAAAAAGGGUAACGCAUUAAAAGCGCCAGAGAGUUUACGUUCACGAAACAGUUCUAAUUUUAAACCGUGUACACGAGAAAGAAGGACCUCUUCUUUACCGUUCAGACCGAUCAUCAUGCCGCCGGUAUUAUGACCAUUUGCUUCACCCUUCUUUUCUUGAGAUAGAAUAAAAUGAAUGAUCUGGUACUCAAAA